Ochlerotatus camptorhynchus is the source of this 8176-nucleotide messenger RNA. It is a transcript of the gene dtn, whose product is annotated as transmembrane protein 132C dtn. Lineage: Eukaryota; Metazoa; Arthropoda; Insecta; Diptera; Culicidae. The coding region runs from base 292 to 4095 and encodes 1267 amino acids. The record is from RefSeq and is a predicted model, not a curated record. The transcript is spliced from 13 exons.
ACAGGUACAGCAUAUGCAGUGGAAGUCCAUUUCGAGACGCCAGACAGUGGCUUCUUUCUCAAGCAUUCUCCUCGGCAGAGCUCGGGCCCAACGAAUUCCAACAAAGGACGCUCGAGUUCCGAUUCAGUUUUAUCGAUAGAUAGGUUUACGGUAGUUCAAACUAGCCAGCCAGUAUCGAUACGUGCCAGCUAUGGUCCGUUCUCCACCAAACAAACCGUCCCAGCGAGGUAUAUCGUACCAGAUGUACUGGAAUCCUCAUCGGAUUCCUCGCAAAAUACGACUGCGGCAUUGAUGGAUCUUCAACAGUCAAAUUUACAUCUGGACAUAUCGGCCCACCUGGUCAAAAAUAGUAUACCACGCGACUCGCCUGUUCUAAGAGUGCUAUUCCAUGCCGGAGCCGAUCCUGGUGGACAUCUGCAACGGCAAAAGAUUUGCGUUCUACUGCAUGCGUCAAUUGGUAACAAGACACCCCUCAAGGGACGGUGCAUGCCCGAAGGAGAGGAUGGAGUAUGUGUCGCGGAAGUCGUAAUCCCUUCAAACUGGUGGCCACCGUUGCCUCCACCAGAAAAAGAUGGCCGGCCAUCCACCAUUCAGAAGACACCUCAACAGCUGGUUCAGGUAUCUUACAGCGUAUUUGAACCACCAUCAAGAAGUCCGGAACUUUGCGAACCUAAGGUACAAAUUCAACCGCUGACUCCUUUUGCCAAAGUACCGCUGGUGCAGUCUCAGAUGCCCUACAAGGAACUGCGAGCAGACGAAACCCUAACCAUGCUGGUUCCGCAGCAACCUCUGUAUCCUUUGUCCAAGAUUCACGUGCCGGUGUUCUUGCACCCAGAACCUGGACAGAACAUAGCUGUUUUCAUCGUUAGGGCACGAGUAAAAGCUGGAAUGCGUAUUCUGGGAGCCAGUGCUUCUUCCGAAGAAUGGAACGUCUCGGUGGAAAAGGAAAACACCAAGCACACCGUUGCAAGGGUCACAGCCUUCCGCAAAGAUCAGGACCCGGACAGCCCGGUUAGCUCGUUCGACGAUAUGAAUUCCAACAAGGUGAUGGAGGUCUUCUCCUGGCUAUUGGAAGUGGCAAAUGAUACCAAAGAUCACCACGAUGGUGGACGAAUAGUAUGGUCGGUGAGCUACGUGCACGAUGGGCCGAAGGUUAAGGAACUGUCCGCUGAAGCUUCCAGUGCUCCGCACGAAGAAGGCCGGAAGAAGAUUGUUGCCAAGCUGGAGAUUCAAAAGGACGACAUUCAGGCAGUGUUGCCAAUCGCUAAGAACUGGGAGCUGAUGAACACCGCAGUCCUUACCGGUCGUCAAGUAUCGCAAGCCAUGAAGGUCUUCAUUGUGUCACAAGCGGGAAAAGUGGCAGACGUCACACUGCAGAGCUCGUGUCAGGCGGAAGAUGAGAGUGUUAUUAAGGUCUCGUCGUCGUGUAGCUCCGUCUACGUGGACGGCUCGGAAGCCCGGGGCUCGUCAAAUGCAUCCGUUUUGGUCAAAUAUGGAACUUACUCCGGACUGGCAAAGUUCACAGUGUGGAUGCCGCAGUUUCCCUUGGAAGUCUCCGUAGCCGAUUUUCGCCUUUCGCAAAUCAAGGGUUGGAAGAUUUCGGAAGAUCACAAUGCGAGUGGCAACGGCAAAAUGCGUCGUCGAAAGCGAGCGUACGGUUGGAGUCAUCACAAUGAAGAUUUCAUCAACGGUGUCUCACCGGAGAGAAGUGUUUGCCGAGCUCGAUACCAGCAGAGUCCCGUGGAAGUAUACGCAAAGUUCCUAGCGAUGGAUCAGGAUUCUGGGCGCGUAAGUUAUCUGAUCUCUCGACGCACGGGACUAAGGGUGACGGAUUUAGUACAGCCGCUGCUGAGGGUAGCAGAUCCAAAGAUUGCUACUUUGAGAGGAAGGACUUUGCAAGGAAGAGCUAUGGGAAGGACUGAUGUUCAGGUUCUUUCGCCAAUCACUGGACGUGUCAUCGGAGCUCGUGAAGUGCGAGUCGGAAGCGACAAAGUCAGCCUCACCAGGCUUUUGGUGCGAGUUGUGUCGGGACUUCAACUGUCGAUCGGAAGUGAUAAUGCUAUUGAAAAUGGAUACAUUGCCGAAACAUCAGUCACCAGGAAGCUAACUGCUCAAUACCAAGAGGGGUUGCUGGAUAUCGAUUUGGAGUUUUCCGAUGGCUCGAGGACACCACUGAGAGACAUCUCAGUGGACGAUUACUUCCUUCUGGUAGAAAGUUUGGACACGGAAGUGGUUGCGUUUGCCCCCAUGCUGGCUUCUCACCAUCCACGCGUAAUUGCCGUCGGUGAGGGCAACGGAGAUUUGCUGAGAGUUACUCUGCUACUAUCCGAGGAGUGUCGAUUGGGGCGUAAUAUUCCAGUGUCCAAGCAGGGCUUGAAGUCCUCGGUUGGCCAACUGGUGAGCGCCCUUGCCUCGGUGCAGGUGGACUUUACCUCCUCGGACAUCGGCACCCGUCCGGAUACGGUUCAGAAUGACGGUAUAGCCGGCCGAGAUCGCAAGCCAGGGCGCGAACUAAGUGAUUUGCGUGAUAUUAUAGGUAUCCCGCUCAAGGACGACCACAGUCAGGAACCAGCUGCGUUGCAACCGUCCCGACAGCACCGUGGAGGAAUUCCCGGUUACACGAACGGCAAGAGCAUGGUCUACGCGGAUGCCACCUCGCUGGAGAUUGGAAUGUACGUCCUGUUGGCAGCGUUCUGUUUGGCGAUCGGAGUAUUUGUGAUUUCCUGUGUGGUUUACGCGUCCAAGUUCCGACCGGUGACGAUCGAUGUUACGGGAGAGGCAAGUGUUCGGGACGGCAUGGGAAAUGCCUCGGUACUGGGUGGAAAGGGUACGGAAUCGACUAUGAAUGCUCACGAUUGGGUGUGGCUUGGCCGUGCAACGAUGGAUCGUUCGACCAAUGGGCAUGACUUGAGUGGAAAUCAAAGAGAUUCACGAAUGCACAUAAUCAAUAAUCCGAUGAGUUCAAAGUACGGUGAUGCUGAAGAGAGUGUUGUCCAGGUAAACAGCUUCGACAAUCCUAAUCACAUUCAGCUGCCAUCGAGUGCCGUUGGUGAAGGACAAAAUGUUGCUGUGAACUCUUGUACUUACAACAAACGGGACCGCAGAAGUCGAGUUGUGAAUGAGGACGAGAAGGCUCCCCCUCUUCCACCACAUGGAAUUCCAAUUAUCGAUGGAGUUGACUAUCGUCCACCAGUUCCCCCGCAUAGGAAUAUGGGAGUAACAGCCAGCGUACCUAAUCGGUCCCAAGAACCAAUCAUCCAAAUGAGAAACCCAAGGCCACGUGUCCAUCCCCGUUUCCUUCGUAACAGCAGCUGUUCUACCACGAAUCCGGCAUUCGAAAUUCAGCUACAUGGCAAUCAACCACCGCGUAAUUUGAACUUCACUCAGCAGCAGAUAAACGCAGCGCUGUUUAACAACAGUAUUCCUCAGUAUUCGGUGCAGCCGAUGGUACGGCAUUCCACGAAGUCUCCACAUUCAUUCGAGAACAUGGGAUUCUCGGUGGUGCCACAGCAGCAUCAACUAUCACACCAACCUGCUGCGAUAGUAGCACCCUCCAUCAGCAGAAAUCAAGAAGAUCUGCACAUGGCCGAACGCUUAGUGCAGCAGUGUGCGCAAAAGUCAGCAUUCAAGUUCGACACCAUCAACAAUCAGUCCAGUGGAAGGAGUAAGGCGACGGUGGUCGCCAUCGGCAAUGGAAAUCCCAUUGCUGGCAGUAGUAUUAAAGAAACUUUACCGGUCACGGUGGAAACGACCGCUGAAAUCGCUCCCAUGCCAGUGGCAGAGAAGCGACGCUCUCGAGGCGAAGAAUGUGCCAGCGGUGUUAAAACGCUCGAGUCCAGCUCGGACGACAAUGGGGGCUUUAUGACACCACCCGAUGAACAGCAUCAACCGCAGCAGCAGAACAAUCAGUCCAAAAUUCCAAAACCGCCGCAGCCGCUGAAACACAACAAACCGACGGUCGUUGGCAAUCCAAUGUUCGCCAACACUCCGGACAGCGAGCUCGGACCAGGUGAGAGCCUCGGGCUGGACGAUCUAGAUAUGGAUUACGAACAAAUUAUGCACUAUUUCGAUAAUUUGAAGGAAUCGAAUGCCUGAGUUCAAGAGAUCAUUGCAAAGAUACGCGACAUAUUAUCUACGUUUCAACAGCAGUACCGGAACGUGGCGAUAUCACCCGCCAACGGUCCGACUUGCAUCCCCGGGAUCAACGACCCCAACUUUGAACAUUUUUUUGAACAUUUGAGUGAGUCGUACGCCUAAGUGAAGAGCAGCCGUGCGUCGUUCAUCGUUCCUGUCGUUCUACCUCCGUUCAUCAUGGUCAGCGAAGGCUGACCCACAACUGUAAUCGAGGGAGUUGGCUUCAUUUCGAAGAUUUCUGGAUGACAGUUCUGUAUUAUAAAUUGAUCUCAUUAUUUCGUUACUUUAUCCCCGUGACAAACCGUACCCAGUGGAACGUGUUUGAAUAUGUUGAAACGAAAAAGAAAGCGUCUUUGCAGUGAUCGCAAAAUCUGAAACAAACUUGAAUAACUGAAAAAGAAAACAAACAAAGCAUCUAGUUGAGAUUUGUAGGUAUAGACAAACAAAGAAAAUCGUACUUCCAUUCAUGAAAUGAGAAAUACAUUGUGUAUAGUACCCCGGAACACUACUAGAGAAGAAGGGUUAAUGAAAAUGAGAACAUGGGUGGACAAACUGAUACAAAUACUCGUAUGAUUGUGUUUUGUGGCGUAAUCGUAAGCAAAAUUUAAUGAAAUUGUAAGGUAACUUUGAACUGCAACACAAUAACUCUGGCUUAAUCAUAUUGUAAAAUUAAAGCUGCAAGCGCUAAUCACGCUCUCCGUUUUUCACAAAUUCCAGCGUGAAUUGGAAAAUGUUUGAUAUCUAAUAAUCUCUGAAAGUGAACGUUCCUGGUCGUAUAAUUGGGGCUGCCAGCUAGUCCAGAAUUUGAAAAAAAAACAUUAAGGGAACAUACACUGCUAGUAUCGAUUGACACGUUUUACAGACACAAACACGCAUACACACGUACAAAGUACAGACAAAUACACUUACUACCACACAGCCCACUUUACUCUCUAUCUCACUCUCAUGGAUCGCAACAUCAUCACCUGUACUAGCACGCUUUGAGUGUUUCCCGUAGAAGUGACAAAACUGCUAGAACUCACAUGUACGUACAUUCAUUACUUCAUUCAUACGGCUUAGAGUAAUCCACGUUGAGAUUCAGUCGGACCGAGAAUAGUGGGACUCACUGUAUUAUAAUUUAUUGCAAAGAAACAGUAAAUCAAAUCAACAUUCUAGUCAUUCGUUUAAACAAAUUUAAGGGUGAACAAACAGUAAACAAACAGAAAUGAUAAUUAUUGCAAUUGGUACAUAUAUACAUACAAUCGAAAUGCAGUUGUUUAAAGCUAAGUUGAGUAACGGUGUAUAGUAUGUAAACUCAUAUACCUUAUAUAUUAUAAUUAAAGCUUUAAAGAAUCACAAAUGAGUCGAUUUAUAUAUAUCGCUAGUUCAUGGCAAACCCGGCAUCAAUUGGCAACUGUUUUUUGAGAGUUCGUUAAAGCAUUAAAAUUAUUAAACAAAAGGAACCUGCUUCAUAUUAUAUUGCAAGUGGACAAUUAAAAGCAGAAGUAAGGAGGCAUGAAAUAAAAAAAAAACGAUCCAUAUCACAUCAGAUUGAUAAGAUAUUUUUAUUACUUGUGUAAAUAGGGUCCCAAAUGGUGGCAUAGCUGGAACAUGAUUUCAGAGAAGAAGAAGAAGAAAAAAAGAAAAAUGUAUCUAUGUUAAAUUGACUGUUUUUUGCGCUGAGACUAUUUUGAAAUUCAAAUUCGAAGCAACUAUCUGCCAUAUUAGACCAGUAAUCUUCAGCCCCACUCACACACACAUACACAUACACAUACAACAAAUCUGUCUACACGGAAAAUGAUACCAAAAAUUAGCUUGUUAAGGACUCGUUAGGCAUAGUGACAGCAGCUAACAGGAUUUCGUUCAAACAAAAUUAAGAAAUACUGAAACUCGGUGUUCAUCGUGCGACAUUGUAACGGAAAACAAAGGUAAUGGAAAGUAUAAGCAUAACAUAUGUACCUAUUAAAGCUUGAAGGGCUUGACUCUUCGAAUGAGUUUGUGUUCAAAUCAGUUGUAGGUUAUGUUCUCCAUAUUGAGGUGACAAUUAUUGUAAAGGUCGACUUCCUGGAGUGAGGUACGUGAAAACAUUCCCAGUCAGUAGAGCAGCCAUGGACGUCCACAUGGAAGUCGAUAAUUUUGAGCAGAUGUAUUGAUUUCGCAAUUGUUUGUUUUAUUUUGUUUUAAUAUAUAUGUAACGCAAGAACCGUUAUUUAUGUUUGAAAUGUACAUGCCAAUAUUUUUCGUUUUAGAUUUGAAAUCAUACGUAAGCAGCUCCGCUGAGACAAAUCAUUGAGGAAACACUAUUGAUAAAUCUAUAUGAAAUCUUCUAUUUCCCUAAAUACUGUUUUUUGCCAUCGCUCCCUUCCUCUGUAUUUUCGUCCUAUCUCUAGUUAAUAAUAUUUCUCUCGCAAACACAUUCAUACUCCAGUGAAAUGGGAAUCCGAAGAAACCGAACUACGUUUGUAAAUUGUUUUUUUUUUUAAAGUCGACUACGGAUGGUGACUGAUUUUUUUUGCACUCCAGUUCAGGAAAGAUUAACUUGAUUGAUCAAGUUUGAGUGUAAGAUAAAAUCACUUUCACUACAAAUCAAUCGAUAUUCUUCCGGUUUCCAUUUUGCUACGCAUUCUUCCAGUAUAGUUAAACAACACAACCAAAACAAACGACCAGCUAAAUGUAUAUUGUUUAUGAAUGAGCUUGAUUAUACACGUAACCCGCUGAAAAAUACCAAAUUAACGAAAAAAUCGACAACAAAUGAAUGCAUCAGUAUAUAGACAAAUUUAAGCAGAUAAUACAAAAAAAAUGCAAAUAUUUUGUAUUCGAUAUAACGUUACAAAGGUAUGAUUUCUAGAACUAUUUAUACAACCAGAGAGCUAAACAAACGCAAGCAGCAAGGCAAUGGUACAGUAGAUGAAUAGCAAAAGUUGAAAACCUGCAAAGAACCGCAUGAAAGUUUACUCACCAGCAGUGUUUAGAAUAGUCAAAAAGGGCAAAAGUGAAUACACCUUUCCUCCGAUAGCUAGCAAGUCGUUCGCAAAAUUAUCGGGAAUAGUUACAAACAACAUCCUCACGGUGAAGCCCAGAGAAGGAAGAAAGAAUACAAAACGUUAUAUUAUACAAUACACUUAUAGAACCUAUAUAUAAAAUUGCUGAAACAAAACCUGCUUGAGAUUAAAAAAAAAACAACGUGAAGUCGAAUCAAUAAUUAUAUUACACGCAUACGCAUAUAUUGCUGUUGUACGCUCCCAGGAAGCAAGAACCCAGUGUAAACUCUAUACAUGCGCAUAUAUACAUUCACCCGCAACCACAGCAGUACUAAUAAUCUCUAAAUAUCAAGUGAAAAAUUCUGCAAUCACUUGUUUUGUAACGUUUUAUGUUUCUGUUACUUUAUUUCUCUUCUUUCAGUAUGAAUUCUGCUCAAUCUAAUUUCCUUCGAUUCAUAUUGUUAUCCAUAUUGUUUUUACUCGUUGAUUUCAAGUCAGUUUAAUUUUUAAUUUUGAACAUAAGUUUACUCAAACAUCAGCGCCAUUUGGUUUCAUCAGCUGCCAUAAACAACACUUAAAACAAUGCAAACAAAAAUAAAAUAAACGAAAACGCUUCAAUAACUUGAAAGUGCUGCAAACAAACAAAAACUAGUAACAUGAAACGGAAUGGUAAAUGUAUCCUUUUAAAGGUGUAAAACUCCGAGAUCCGAUUCCCAGUUAGUGUGUAAUCAUUUUAGAUUUCCCGAACACGUUUGAGCUCAAUCGCGAAGCACGCGUUGAGAACAAGCAGUUUAAAUCGGUUUUUUGUUGACUAUUUAUAAUAAUUAUUUUGACACUGUUUUUGUUCCUUCGUCUUCAACUUCCAGCUGGGUUACAAUUUCCAAUCUUCCAGUUUUCCACAACACAAUCUGUGAAUGCUUGAAUCUGUUGAACAUUUUCUUGUUUAUUUUUGAGCAAUUUUAUUUCCAUAAGUGGAUCCUCAGACGAUUAAUGUUAAUUGUGAGAGUUUAAAUAGAUACAGUUACCACCGAACGAGAAAAAAAAAGAUGUCGAAAUAACCGGUUGAAAGGAAAGAAAAUAAU